UAAGAGGUGAAAGGUCAAGCGCGUGUGUUUGGAUCAUGAAGCGGGUUGAGAAACAUUAGCUUUUGUCAACUUCGGUCGUUGCUUUCAAAAUCAUACUGGGAUAAUUCGAUUUGUUAUAUAUCGUAUGCAUAGUAAACACAGCGAGAUUCGUUAUCUAACGGGCUUUAGUCGUUUAUUUUGAACUGUUGUUGUUUCACUUUGAUAAAAUAGACGGCUAAGCUAACGCAGUUUUCGCGGGAGUGUAGUGUUAGGUUCGUUGCACUGUGCGCGAGUGUUUAAACAGACCAAAACCUGUGUAUAUAAAGUGAAUUAUAUAAGAAAUUACACACCAUCUAAUUUAAGUGUUUAGUCAGUGUAAUGGCCGAAAGACCAGAGGACCUCAAUCUUCCCAAUGCUGUUAUAACGCGGAUCAUCAAGGAGGCGUUGCCAGAUGGAGUAAAUGUGUCUAAAGAGGCAAGACGAGCUAUUUCUCAGGCAGCGAGUGUUUUCGUUCUCUAUGCAACCUCUUGUGCAAAUAAUUUUGCUAUGAAAGCAAAGAGAAAGACCCUCAACGCUGGAGAUGUGAUGGCAGCAAUGGAAGAAAUGGAGUUUGAGCGUUUCUUACAACCCUUACGUGAAGCACUUGAGGCCUACAAGAAGGGCCAGAAAGGCAAAAAGGAAGCAUCAGAGCAGAAACGUAAGGACAAGAAGAAAAAUGGGACAGAAGAGAAUGACAAAAGUAGAGAUGAAGAGGAAGACGAGCACAUGGAUGAGGAGCAGGAUGGAGAAAAUGAAGGGGAUGAAGAGGAUGUGGAGAAUUGAGGCAGAUUAAUUUGCUUAAUCUGUCCUGGUUUCCAUUAACAAUAGCAAAUAACAGAAAUGUCCACUUUAAUAGAGGGAAAGUGUAAGCACUUGGCUGGUUAUGAAGUCUGUGGUACC
Paramisgurnus dabryanus is the source of this 918-nucleotide messenger RNA. NCBI's taxonomy places the organism in Eukaryota, Metazoa, Chordata, Actinopteri, Cypriniformes, Cobitidae. The record is from RefSeq and is a predicted model, not a curated record.